This is a messenger RNA of Periconia digitata, 2559 nucleotides long. NCBI's taxonomy places the organism in Eukaryota, Fungi, Ascomycota, Dothideomycetes, Pleosporales, Periconiaceae. The record is from the annotation of a GenBank genome assembly.
CCCCCAUUCAGCGACAUGCCGCCUUCACAGCUCAAAAGGCUCAAAGCCUCACUGCGGGAACAAGGCUUGACAGGCCCGCAGCAAUCCAAAAAGCAGAAGAAGUCGAAUGCGAAGAACAACGCCGACCAGCAUGCGAAGAAAGCCGCCGCCCUUGCCUCAAUCCGCGAGACUUUCAAUCCCUUCGAGUUCAAGCACCUCGCGCGCCCCAAGAAGCAUGACUACGUUACGAACCAGCCGCAAGAUGCAAAGACCAAGGUUCUCGGGCGACCGGGCGUCACAAAAAGCCAAGGCGAGGAAACACGCCGAAAGACCUUGCUGCCGGAAAUGAGCAAGAAGAAUAAAGUCGGAGGCAUCCUGGAUAGGCGUAUCGGCGAGGAUGAUCCCGCCAUGAGUCUCGAGGAUAAGAUGAUGGCGCGGUUCGAGCGCGAGCAACAGACUAAGCGGGGUGGCAACACUUUUGAUCUGGAAGAAGACGACGAUGAGUUUGGGCUCACCCACGGUGGAAAGGCGCUGGAGUUCGAUGAAGACGAUCUUGGUCAGGAGGACUACGACGCAGCGAGUGUGAGCGGUUCUAGCGAUGGGGAGGGUGGAUUCCUGCAGAAGAAGAGGCGCAGGGACUCUGAUGCUGCCGGAGAGACCGACGAAGAUGCAGAGGAUCAGCCAGAAAGGAAAAAGAGCAAGGCCGAGGUCAUGAAAGAGGUCAUUGCCAAAUCGAAACUUCACAAGUACGAACGACAGCAGCAGAAGGAAGACGACGACGAUCUGCGAGACGAAUUGGACAAGGACCUCAAUGAUGUGCUCGCGGCUCUUCGCGGACAUAUGAACAAGACGGCGUCAAAGCCAGAGCCACCAAAGGAGGCUGAAAAGUCCGACUUUGGUAUCAAUCCAGACAGAGCUGCAAUGUUGGAAGGGAGAUCACGCGAGGACGCUGACAAAGAGUAUGAUGCUCGCGUGCGUCAGAUGCUAUUUGACCAACGAUCGAAGCCCACUGAACGAACCAAGACUGAGGAGGAGAAGGCGCAAGAAGAUGCUGAGAAAUUGCGAUCUCUCGAGGAGAAGAGAAUGCGCAGAAUGAGAGGCGAACCUACCAGUGAUGACGAGAAUGAUGCUCCUCGUGGACAACAAGCUCAAGCAGAAGACGAGGAUAUGGACAGCGUUCCCGAUGAUGCUGCAGAGUUUGGCUUGGGAGCCCCUAGGGAACCUCACACCAGGCCAGAGGGUGUGGAUGACGAGGACGACUUCCUUCUAGAGGAUGAUCUUGUCGCAAGUGAUUCCGAAGCAGAAAUGGCAUCAGACGACGAAUCUGAUGAUGGUACUCAGGCCGAUGAUACCAUGGCGGCAGACGAGGACGACGAUUUCCUGCAGAGCGUCUUGCCAGAGACCAAAAAGCCACAAUCCAAAGCUGUCAAUGGCGUUCUAUCAAUCGGACCCGAAUCAUCGUCCUCGAAACUUGCCUUUACCUAUGCUUGUCCGCGCUCCCACGAAGAGCUACUCAAAGUCUUCAAGGAUGUAGCCAUCACCGACCUCCCAACUGUAGUCCAGCGUGUUCGAGCGCUCUACCACGCAGGGCUCCACGCAGACAACAAAGACAAGCUCUCCGACUUUGCAUGUGCUCUUGUCGACCACAUCUCCUACUUGUCUAAUCAGAACCCACCCUGCCCUCUCACAGUCCUAGACCCCCUCAUCCGCCACAUCCACUCCCUCUCCCGCGCGUAUCCCGCCGCAGUCGCCACGCGUUUCCGAACGCACCUCAAACGCCUCCAGAUCUCUAACGAUCCAACUCAAGGCGACCUAACCAUCCUGACUGCCAUCGGCACUACCUACCCAACCUCAGAUCACUUCCACCAGGUCGUCACGCCUGCCAUCACCCUCAUGGCCCGCUACCUUGGACUGACGACGCCUUCCUCACAAAAAGACAUCGCAACAGGGGCGUACCUCAGCGCCCUGUGUCUCUCCUACCAAACCCUCGCAAAGCGCUACAUCCCUGAGCUUAUACGCCAUACGCGCCUCAGCCUGAUGUCCCCUCACACAACGCCCUCCCUCACUACCGCCCACACCACCAAUAUCCUUACUGCAGCAACCCUCUGGUCUACACACCCGUCAUUCACUGAAAUCUUCACCCCGCUCCUCCCUGCUCUCAAAAACUCCCCACAAACCCAGUCCGCACAUACUCGCCUCACCAUCCUCCUCCGUGCGGCCCGAAACACUCGACGCCCACAACUCCUCCACAACCACCGCGCCCUGCCCAUCAAAUCUUCGAUUCCCAAAUUCGAAGAAUCCUUCGAUCCCAACAAACACUACGAUCCAGACAAGGACCGCGCCGAGGCCUCCAAGCUGCGCAAGGAGUACAAGCGCGAGAAGAAGGGCGCCAUGCGCGAGCUGCGCAAGGAUGCCAACUUCAUUGCACGUGAGAAGCUUCGGGAUAAGAAGGAGAAGGAUCGUGCGUAUGUCGAGAAGGAGAGAAGGCUUAUUGCGGAGAUUCAGGGCGAGGGUGCUAGGGAUCGGAAUGAGUGGGAGAGGGAGAAGAGGAGGGAAAAGAGCAAGAAGGGGAAGAAAUAG